AUGAGCAAUAAAAAAAUUAAACGAUCUAUACCAAUAUGGUCAACAUGUUUUUGUAUUGAUACUCAUCAUUGUGGAUUAUUUAAACAAACCAAUAGAAAAUUAGCUUAUUUCAUACAAAAAGGUAAUCUUCCAGCAAUUGAACAUAUAUUAAAACGUAUAAAACAACCAUUAAAUAAUUUAACGAUCAUUGUGAAACGACAUCAUUUCAAUACAUUCUAUCCAUAUUUAAUGAAUCAUCAUCAUCAUCAUCAUAAUCAUUAUUUUUAUCAAGAAUGUUCACCAGUUCUAUGGGCUAUAGAUUGUUUACAAUGGAAUGUUUUACCAUUAUUAUCCUAUUAUGGUAUCGAUAUCAAUCGUCCACAAUUAUGUCGUCUUAAUAAUAAUAAUAAUAUAUUACCAUAUCGUAAAUUUUGGACACAUGGUCAUUAUACAUAUCAAUCUGGAUUAGAUUAUUUCUUUGCUAGUAUUUAUGAAUAUAUAAAUGAUAAUUAUUUAAAUGAUAUUAAUCUAUUAACAUUUUAUAAUAUACAUUUAUCAAAUCUAUUAACAAAAGGUAUUGAUAUACAUCGUAUUAAUUCAGUGAUUAUAUUUAAUUUAUUAGCAAUUAGUUUUAAUCAAUAUUUAUAUCAAUCUAUCACAUCUAUGAAUGAUUAUUCCAUAUUAACAAAAAUCAAUAAUCAAUCAUUUAUUGAAUUAUUAAUUAUUAAAAAACUUAUUAAAAAUGGUUAUUCACAAUUUGAAUGUAUGGAUUAUUUAUAUUCCUAUUGUAAUUGGUUUAGUAUAUUAUUAUGUAUAUUAUGUCAUCCGAAUAUUGAUCUAUAUCAUCAUCAUCAUAAUAAUAAUAAUAAUAAUAAUAAUAAUAAUAACAAUAACAAUAGUAGUAAUAAUAAUAAUAAUGGUAAUAAUAGUAGUAGUAAUAAUAAUGGUAAUAGUGGUAAUAAUAAUAAUAAUAAUAACAAUUAUAAUAAUGAUAGUGAUAGUAAUAGUAAUAAUAGUAAUAGUAAUGAUAAUAAUAAUAAUGGUAGUAAUGGUAAUAAUAAUAAGAUGCCAAAAAUGGUAAAACAAUCAAUAUUAUUAUUGAUUAAUUUACUUGUAUUAAAAUGUACUAUUCCAACUAUAGAAGAGUUUUCGGAAUUCAUUGAAAAUUUACCAUUAUGUAAAUUAUAUAUUAAAUAUAAUAAUAAUAAUAAUAAUGAUAAAUAUAAUGAAUUUUAUAAACGUUUAAUUCAAUUACAUCAAUUAUGUUAUCAAUUAAUGAAUAAACCAUUUAGUUUAAAAUUAAUAACAAGAAAUAAAAUAAGAAAACAAAUUGGUGGUAUUGAUUUUUAUAGAAAAAUCAAUAAUAUUGAUUUACCUAAACAAUUAAUAACAUUUAUACAAUAUAUUAAUUAUGAACAAUUUGUAAUUAUGAAUGAUAUACCAAAACAAUUUAUUGAAUUCAUACAAAGUGAAUGGAUCGAUAUGAAUUCAACCAUAGAUAGUAAUGAUAAUCAUAAUAAUAGUAAUAAUAAUAAUAAUACAUUGGAAGAAUCUAUGAAUAUAUUCAAUCAAUCGAAUGAUUUAGAACAGAUCAAUAAUAAUAAUGAUAAUAAUCAUGAAAAUGAACAACAACUACCUAUGAAUAAUAAUAGUUUACAACGUGGUAGAGCCUCAGAACGUCAACAUAUUCAUAUGUAUCAAAGAAGAAUAAAUAAACAUAAACCACCAUUAAGACCUACAUCUGCUCCAUUACUUAGAACAUUUGUUAGAUAAGAAAGAAAAAAAAAGUUUUUUUUUUAUUUACUUGGAAACUAUAUUUAUCUCAGGGAUUAUAACAACCACAACCACAACCACAACCACAACAACGAAGAAAAUAAAUAAUGAAAUACUGAUCCUUCAAUGAUUUUUAUUUAUUUAAUUUUCUUGUUACCUUCUCUCUACCCCCCCCUUGUUUAUUUGUUUAUGAUAAAAGGCAUAAAAUUAUUGUUUUGUUAAAUUAUUCAAUUGAUUAUUGAUUAAAUUAGGUGUAAAGAAUAUUCUAAUGUUACUAUAUUAUUAUUUGUUGUUGUUGUUGUUCUUUUUAUCAUUGGUGGUGAUGGUGUUGUGUUGUUAUUUUGUCCGAAUGAUUCGUUUAUUAUUUCUAUGAUUGUAUAUUGAUUUUUUGAUAUUUUUAGUACCACAUCUUGAACCUAGAAUACAAUUGAUGAACAUUCCCAUUAUGCUUAGACUUUGUAAAUUAUUGAUUAGUUCAAGACUUAUUUAUAUUGUUAAUGUGAUACAUAAAUAUUACCAUAGUCAAGGGGGGGGGAGGAUUGUUUUUCUUAUUACAUCAUUGUGUUUUUUUUUUUGAGGAAGAAAACAUUUUUUUAUACAGAAAUUCUUUAAUAACUUUAAGUAUAAUCUUUGACAAGAUCAAUAUGUAUGUUAAUCAUUUGUUUAUUUUAUAAUCAAUUUUAUCAACGAUCAAAUCUAAUCUUGAAAUGAUCACUUACUUACUUACUUACGCCUGUUACUCCUUGUGAAGGAGCAUAGGCCGCUCACCAGCAUUUUUCAUCCAACCCUAUCUUGGGCUUUAAUAAUCAAUUCAAUGAUUAUUGAUUUUAAAAUCAUUCAAUCAUUUGAUUGUUUAUUGUUUGUAUUUUGUUUUUCCU
Schistosoma mattheei is the source of this 2630-nucleotide messenger RNA. The record is from the annotation of a GenBank genome assembly. NCBI's taxonomy places the organism in Eukaryota, Metazoa, Platyhelminthes, Trematoda, Strigeidida, Schistosomatidae.